AUGCGCCAUCGUUUCUAUAAGCUCUCCUACGGCUUCAUCACUGCUGGUUCAAUGGACAAGACUCCAGGGAAUAACAAAUUAUUUUUUGGAUCUUCGGGUUGUGAACGACUCAAACACCAGUCCAGUUGUAGCAUCUGUCCCCGGGAGUAUGUCGAUGAGAGAGGUCUUUGGUUUGAGGACGGGGACAUGGUACAGACUCUGAAUCCAGUGACAUCGGUCUCAGUGAGCUACACCUGUGCUAGCGGCUCUGCUGUGGUCUCCUGGACAGCUGUGUUUGGAGCCACUUCCUACCGUGCCACUGCCACGAGUCGCAGCGGUACAGUUCUGUCCUGCACCUCGAGCACUACAGAGUGCCAAAUCCGAAAUCUAGCAUGUGGGGAGAACUAUAAUGUGCACGUCACAACCCUGUCAAACAACUGUGAGAGCACUGGCAAUGCCACCACAUCCUUCCAAACAGCACCCUGUCAUGCAAGCAACAUGCGCACAUCAGCGGACUGUCAGACUGGACUUCUGACCAGCAGAUGGGAAGGUGCAGAUGGAGCGCAGCAGUACAUCGUGGAGGCCUUUGGUAACAGAGGGAAUCAGAGCCACUAUAUGUGUAGCUCACUGACACAGAGCUGCACAAUCUCCAAUGUAAACUGUGGAGAAAGUCUUACCAUGAUAAUCACUGCUUCGGAUGAUGAGUGCUCCAGUGUGCUGUCUUUGGGAGAAGUAGGUCAGACUGAUCCAAAGUGCAAGUUCAGCGGGCUCCGCUGUGGAUCCAUAUACAACGCCUCUGUGAUUGCAUCCAACAUCAACUGCAACAGCUCUGUCAGUGACUCCAUCAGUGUAGAAACAGCUCCCUGUCCCCCUGGGAGUGUAGAAGCUCUUCUGGACUGUCAAGAGAACCAGGCGCUGGUGAGCUGGCUGGGAGCUCGGAGUAUAAUAUCCUUCACGGCCACCAUGGAGGACCAGCAUGGUGGUCUUCUCAGCUGUAGCACCACUGCCAACAGCUGCCGGAUCCCCAGCCUCAAGUGUGGCCAGGUUUAUGACAUUAGUGUCAUUUACCAUGAUGGAAUCUGUCCCAGUAUGCCUUCCAACGCCAUACAAAUGGAGUCUGUACCAUGUGGUCCAACAAAUGUUCGGGCUGAGGUGCAGUGCCCCUCAGGUGUUCUCUCACUCAGCUGGGACAGAACAGAAGAUGCUGAGGGUUAUAUCGCCACUAUAGUCUCCAAGACCUCUGGAGAGCUGGUUUACUGCAACUCUACCUUGCCUUCCUGUAAUGUGAGCAAUCUGCAGUGUGGUGAUUCAUACUCUGUACAGGUCAAGUCGUACAACGGCUCCUGUGUGAGCAUGCCAAGUUCACCUCUAGUGGUUAGAGAGGGUGUUGACGGGCAGCGUACAAAGUGCUCCUCCAACACAACAACAUGUAGUGUUGACCUUGACUGUAGCAGUGUAUACUCCAUCAGCGUGAUGGCUGUAGAUGGUAAUUGCUCCACCUGGGAGAGUCAGAAGGUUACCCUGCACACAGUUCCCUGCCCACCAGUGAACAUCCAGAGCACUAUGAACUGUAGUACCAACUCUGCCACUCUGUCCUGGACGGCCAGUGCUAACGCAGUGUCCUACAGAGGCAGGGCUUCAGGCAGAGAUGGCCACAAUGUGACGUGUGAUGUCAGAACUCCCGGGUGCCAGUUAAACGGCCUGCACUGUGGACAGGAGUAUGUGUUUGUCGUAACUGCUUCUGAUGGAAGCUGUGAAAGUCCAGACAGCGUCAAGAACAGACAUAAGACAGCACCGUGUGCCCCUCAAAGUGUGUCCAGAUCCCUGGAUUGUGCCUCUAACAGCCUGAACAUAAGCUGGGCUCUCGGUCUCACAGCUCUAAACUACACCGUCCUCGCCAGGACUACAGGUGCCACUGUGCCCAGUUGUACCACAAUGAGCUCCGGUUGUAUCAUCACUGGACUGCAGUGCGGUAAGAACUACACUGCUGUGGUCACAGCAAACAACGGAGAGUGUCAAGGGCCAGAGACUGUGACCAGUCCUCUCCAAACAGGGCCGUGUAUUCCCACGUCAGUCCAGGCCAAUGUGGAGUGUGUGAGUAACACAGUGAGGGCAUCAUGGGGUCCGGCAGCUGGAGCUUUGUCCUACACUGGUGUUCUGACAGGCCCGGGCCAUUACAAUGAAUCCUGCCUGACCUCUGGCCUCUCCUGCUCCUUUAGGGGUCUGUCCUGUGCACAAACCUACAUGCUAAAUGUCAUCUCUCAAGACAGCCAAUGCAACAGCCCAGUCAGCCCCAAUGUCUCUGUCACAACAGCUCCUUGUGACCCUGAGAGCGUGAGUGCCGUGCUCAAGUGUGACUCUCGUACGGUAAAUGUGUCGUGGCAUGCUGCCGCUGGUGCCAGCAUUUACACGGUCCUGGCACAAACACAGAAUCAGAGCAUUCCUUCCUCUUCCUGUCGUACCUCGGCCACUUCCUGUGACCUCACACAAAUCCAGUGUGGGGAGGUUUUUAAUGUCACAGUUCUUGCCGAUGACGGGGCCUGCAACAGCUCAGCACGGGCCAGCACUAAACUGGAGUCAGCACCAUGUCCUCCGACAAUGAGGCCUCCUUCACUGAACUGCAGCACUAAUGUGGCCCUGGUGUCCUGGGUGAAGGACCCAGAUGCUGUGAGUGUCCGUGUCAAUGCCACCUCUGUCCUGGGACACACCGUCACCUGCAGCUCUUCUGCAAACAACUGUUCUCUGGAUGCCUUGCUAUGUGGUCAGACGUACAGUGUGUAUGCUGUGGCCCAGGGCCCUCAGUGUGAGAGUGCACCUAGUGCUCCAUUCACUAUUGUCACAGCCCCCUGCACCCCAGCCAAAGUGAACGCUAACUACAGCUGUGGCACCAGCACAGAGCUGAGCUGGACUGACAGUCUGGGCCGAGAGAGCUUCUAUGUGCUUGCACAGACGACCGGUCACUCAGACUCCUGCAGCACAGUCCAAACCCACUGCUCCAUCAAUUCACUGAGAUGUGGAAGUCUUUAUAAUGUCUCUGUGGAUUCAAUCUCUGGACACUGCAACAGCAGCCACGCAGCCCGCACGCAGCUACAGACAGCUCCUUGUGCCCCAAGUAAUGUGACUGUAAGACUUCAGUGUUUGAACAACACUGCCGUUGUGUCCUGGGAGGGAAGUCCUGGUGCCGUGGGCUAUAACGUCACUGCUGUGGGACAUGAUGGUGAUAUCAAGCACAGUUCCUGUCCUGCCAGCGAUGUUCAAGUUUCUCUACAAUGCAAUGGUAAUUUGGGACGUGUCCGCUGGACUGCUGCCCAAAAUGCGGAAAGUUACAUUGCCAUGGCAACGGGUAUGGAUGGCCACACCCACACUUGCACCUCCAAUGGCACCAAUUGCACCUUCAGUGAUCUGCACUGUGGUGAAAACUACACUGUUACAGUGGCCACGGUGGAUCGUGGCUGUCAGAGUCCACCCAGCACACCUGUCAAUCUAAAAUCAGCUAUCUGCCCACCCUCGGAUUUGGCUGGUUACACCAACUGUGCUACAAAUGACAUCAGCAUUACAUGGCACCCCAGCCCACAGUCUGGAGUCACUUACUUCCUGUUCAUCCAUCAGGUGGAUGGGCUGAACUCCACCUUCAACACAACCCAAACCUCAUAUGUUCUGACAGGGUUGCACUGUGGAAUGAGUUUCAUCGUACAAGCAGCAGCUCAGGACAGCACCUGCACCAGUCCAUACGGACCCCCAACACAGAUCUACACAGCUCCUUGUCCACCUAGUAACCUGACAGCUGCUGCUAGCUGUGGCACAAACAGGGCCACGAUCAGCUGGCUGAACGGCACAGGGGCAAACUCCUAUAAUGCCAAUGUGUUGGGAAACAAUGGGCAAACUGUUUCUUGUACUUCCAACACCACUUCUUGUUCUGUGAAGGUUGAAUGUGGACUUUCAUAUGUAGCCACUGUGGUUUCCACGGUUGGCCUCUGCAACAGCACCACUAACAACAGCAUUCACUUUAAAUCAGCGGAUUGCCUGCCUAGUAAUGUGAUGGCCCAGUUAAGCUGCAAUUCUAACAUGCUAGCUGUACACUGGGACCCCAGUGCAAGCAACCCUGACUCCUAUACAGCCCUGGCUAUUGGUACAGAUGGCACUCGUCUUUCCUGCAACACAAACUCUACUUCCUGUACCAUUCAGAACUUAAGAUGUGGCCACACUUAUAGCAUUGCCGUGACCUCAUCCAACAUCAACUGCGGAGUCAUUGAGGGUUCAGACUACAAAAUCGAUACAGCCCCCUGUCAACCACAGAGCCCAGCUGUUCAACUGCAGUGCAGCACUAACAUUGCAACAGUAACAUGGGCCAAUAAUGGAGCAGAUCAGUUUGAUGUGGUGACUGCGCUCAACUUUACCGGUGGUGCGAUGGUGUGUAAUAGCACAAACAGGUCUUGUACGUUCGCACAGCUACGCUGUGGUGAGUCGUACUCACUCAGUGUAGUUGGAUUCAAUGGAAACUGCACCAGUGAACCUAGCGAGAGCUUCAAUCUUAAUACAGCUCCGUGUAUGCCCACUUACGUUGUGGCGACCAAAAACUGCGGCACGUCUAUCACCACUGUAACCUGGGAUUCUGCCCGUGGUGCCAGCAGUUACACUGUUAAUGCCGUGAGCACCUGGGGGAGUAACAGGACAUGGUCCAACACAGACAGCUCCUGCUCUUUCCCAGACCUGGACUGCGGACAAAACUACACUAUAACAGUCACAGCUGAAGAUGACAACUGUGUGAGCCAGACCAGUGCACCUAUCACUGUCACAACAGAUCCAUGUCCACAGUCUGAUCUACAAGUAACUCUGGACUGCAGCACUGACUCUGCUCUGAUUUCAUGGACCCCCGGUAGGGGCAUUCUGAUGUAUAACGCUUCUGCCAAGGGCUUUGAUGUAAAUCACCAAGUCAGCUGCAGUACACCUGGCUCUGCCUGCAAUGUCACCAACCUGCACUGUGGCAGCCGUUACCAAGUCAGUGUGAGAGGAGAAGGGCUCACCUGCCCCAGCCAAUCAGAUGACUGGAUUGCCCUCAAGACAGCACCAUGUCCACCCACUCAGGUGUCUAUCCAGUCAUCCUGUGACUCAGACACUGUGUCCGUUUCCUGGAAAGCCUCUCAGGGCUCUGUGUCAUUCAUGGCUGUUGCCGAGAGCAGCGGAGGUCAUAGGGUGACCUGCAACACCAGUGACCUCGCCUGUGAUAUUACAGACCUCCAGUGUGGACAUACUUAUCAAAUUUAUGUUGCUGGUGUUGAUGAUGACUGUAUUGGAUCCAGGAGUGAAGUUCACAUUCUUAAAACAGCCCCUUGUGUGCCUCAGAAUGUGCACCCUAUUCUGGAAUGUCAAGCUACUGUUCUCAAUGUCACCUGGCAGCAGACAGGUCAAGCCCAUCACUACCACACCACAGUGCUGCGCAGCGAUGGUCAAGUGCUGGGGUGUGACUCUAAUACAACCUUCUGCCAAAUUCCGAACAUCGUUUGCGGACUGACUUACAGUGUGACCGUGGUCGCCUAUAGUCAAACCUGCAACAGUUCCCAAAGCUCUGUGAAACAUGUCACCUCAGCCCCUUGCCCACCAGAUGCUAUCUUUGCCGUCUUGGACUGUGAUUUAAACACUGUGUCUGUGUCCUGGGACUCGAGUGUAGAUGGUGUCCUCUACAUCGCACGAGCCUUUUACUCCAAUAACAACGAUUACUACACGUGUAACACCACAGAAACCAGUUGUGAUAUCACUGUGGCCUGUGGCAUGGAUUAUAAUGUGACUGUAGUGCCAUUAAGGGACGGCUGCACUGGAGAGAACUCACCGGUCCAGUAUGUUACGGCAGCUCCUUGCGUUCCCCUCAUGUUGGACGUUGAAAUGGACUGUCUGUCUGAUUCGGCUUGGCUGACAUGGGAAGAGUCAGAAGGGGUGGAGCUCUACAUCGCCACAGCGACUGACAGUGAUGGAUUUGAGUACCAGUGUAACUCAACUGAGACCCAGUCCCCUUGUCCGCCUCAGAAUGUGAUCACGUCUGUGGGGUGUGACACUGGUACGGUGAGUGUGUUGUGGGAUGAGAGCGUUGGCGCAUUAAGCUACACUGCCACUUUGGAGCGUACAGAUGGAGACACCACCUGCUGCACAGCAAGCUCCACUUCCUGUGAGGUCACUUCACUUCCCUGCGGCCAGAUGUAUGUCCUGACAGUCACUGCUGAGGGAAGGACAUGCAACAGCUCUCAGAGCAUUGAGGUCAUCGUACGCUCAGUUCCCUGUAUUCCGGAGAGUCUGGUGUCAAGUACUAGCUGCAGUAAUAAUGUAGUCACCAUGUCAUGGGUGAGCAAUGAGGCUGGGGAGCUCUAUACGGUCCAGGCCUUCAGCGCUGAUGGGUUAUUCUCUGACAGCUGCUCGGGGUUUGGUCAGUCAUGUGAUCUCAAAUCACUGACAUGUGGUGAGCCUUACACUGCCACAGUAGUAGCACAGGACAGCGUCUGCACCAGCGCACCAAGUCAAGUUGCUUCAAUCAGGACAGUGCCCUGUGUGCCGGAUAAUGUGACUGCUAAUGUGAGCUGCCAAGGGAAUGAUCUGUCUGUGUUCUGGGAGGAGAGCGCAGGAGCAGACUCAUACACAGCUGUGCUAGAGGACAGUAAUGGCCAAUUCACCAGCUGUCAGAGCAUGAUCCACACCACCUGUACAGUUAACAGACUUGUCUGCGGACAGACCUACCGUGUCAGUGUGACAGCAUCAGACGGAUACUGUGACAGCUUGCCCAGUGCCAUCACUGAAGUUCAGUCAGCUCCUUGUAUGCCUCGUAACAUUCGGGCACUCAUGGACUGUCAGUCUGGUGUGGCUAUAUUGUCGUGGCAGUCAAGCACUGGGGCGUUGCAAUACACAGCCACAGCAGUAAGUGAGUCUGGCCAUGUACUCAGCUGUGAAAAUAACUUAACUAACUGUGAGCUGACCGGACUGGCCUGUGGUGAGAGCUACAACAUCACUGUGUUAGCAGAAGGACAGACCUGUAGCAGCACUGCAACCAUGAGUGGACACCUGAAUACAGGUCCUUGCCCACCUCAGAAUGUUGAAGUGCAGUAUGGCGUGUCUAUUGGCCAGCUGUCAUGGGACAGAAGUAAAGGUGCUUCCAUGUACACAGCACAGGCUGCCACUGAUCUGGGAUCAGUGCUGUCCUGCUCCACCAGUGACACCUCCUGUGCCCUCUAUAAUGUGUCCUGCAGUCAGACAUAUGACAUCACUGUGACAGCACACAACAACGUCUGCCAAGGAGCUGCUGUGUCUGCAUCAACUACUUUAAACACAGAACCCUGCCCGCCCCAGAACGUGCAAACCCAUCUGAAUUGUACAAGUGAUGUCGGGACUGUGUCUUGGGAGGAGAGUUUGGGGGCAGUGGCAUAUAUGGCUUUCCUGGAGGGUCGCAAUGGACACAUCCUGUCCUGCUCCACAACUAGCUCCAGCUGCAGGGUGACGGGGUUGAUCUGUGGAACAGUUUACAGCACUCAAGUACGCGCCAUUGGAGAAACUUACAACAGCACAGACAGCGAAACAGUUCUCUUCACAUCAGCCCCCUGUCCACCAGAUUCCAGUGCAGUCACUGUUGACAUGAACUGUGAGAAUGCCACGGCAUUGUUCAGGUGGGCCUGGAGUGGCGGAGCUGCAUCCUACGAGCUCACUGCUAUCAGUAACAAUGGCUACAUCGCCUCCUGCAUUUCCCAAGACAAUUUCUGUAAUAUCAGCGAACUAGCCUGCGGACAGACUUACACAGUCAGGCUCACAGCAAUCAGUGAUGAAUGUCAAAUUACUCAGGAGACGGGAGUGACAUUCCAAACACGUGAGUAA
Molecule: messenger RNA, 7827 nt
Organism: Carassius gibelio (silver crucian carp)
Lineage: Eukaryota; Metazoa; Chordata; Actinopteri; Cypriniformes; Cyprinidae
Product: serine-rich adhesin for platelets-like
Exons: 32
Coding region: 1-7827 (2608 amino acids)
Molecular function (GO): protein binding
Source: RefSeq, a predicted model, not a curated record